This is a messenger RNA of Chenopodium quinoa (quinoa), 3168 nucleotides long. RefSeq names its product disease resistance protein RGA2-like. Gene Ontology annotation, biological process: defense response to other organism. The transcript has 3 exons. Gene Ontology annotation, molecular function: ADP binding. NCBI's taxonomy places the organism in Eukaryota, Viridiplantae, Streptophyta, Magnoliopsida, Caryophyllales, Amaranthaceae. Bases 1 to 3168 code for a protein of 1055 amino acids. The record is from RefSeq and is a predicted model, not a curated record.
AUGGCCAAUAUCAGAAACCUGAAGGAUGACAGAAAGUCAAUGCUGGAGACGUUGCAGUGCUCAGAGCUUCAAGAGAUCCUUACAGUCUUUGGCUACAAAUCCCAGCUUGAUGAUCUCCGACGCACCGUCUCUGCUGUCAAUGCUGUGCUUCUUGAUGCAGAGGCCAAGCAGGAUCUCUCCCAUGAAGCAAAGCAUAUGCUUAAUGAGCUCAAGGGUGCGGUCUUUGAAGCUGAUGAUCUGCUGGACGAGUUUGUUACUCUUGCUGAACAGAAGAAACUCUUGGAGGCUGGUGGUAGUCUCUCUAAAAAGGUGUGUCGUUUCUUUUCUGAUAACCCACUAGGUGUUGCUUAUAAGAUGUCUCAAGGGGUUAAGAAAAUUAGAAAGAAACUGGAUGCUAUUGCUUACAGUACUCGGUUUAGCUUUAAGCUUGAUCCCGAGCCUAUCUGGAGGAGAAGGCCCGAGACCUGUUCUUAUGUGGAUGCAGAUGAUAUCAUUGGAAGAAAGGAUGACUUGGAGAAGAUUAUUGGUAUGAUGCUCGAUUCUAAUGUGCAACGCGAUGUAUCUUUUCUCACGAUUGUGGGAAUUGGGGGGUUGGGCAAAAUAGCUCUUGCUCAACUUGUGUAUAACGAUCCAAGGGUUACAAGUACAUUUCCUUUGAGGUUGUGGACUUGUGUCUCUGAUCAAGAUCAGAAGCAACUGGAUAUAAAAGAAAUUCUUUGUAAGAUUACUUCAACUACUGGUCAGCCUCAGGAGCACUCCACCAUGGAUCAGGUACAAAAACAUCUACGCGAUAAACUAGCAGGCAAAAAAUACUUGCUUGUUUUAGAUGAUGUAUGGUCUGAGAAGUGUGAUCAAUGGCGUGCCCUGGCAGGAUUCUUAAUCGGAGGUCAAAGAGGAAGCUGGAUUAUGGUAACAACACGUUCACAAUUGACAGCAAAAUUUAUAGGAGAUGGUCUAACAUACGAGCUCCAAGGCUUGUCAGAGGAGAAUUCUUGGUGCUUAUUUGAAAGGAUGGCUUUUGGAUUGCAAUCGUCUAUGCCUCCUGAUGACUUGGUCAAGAUUGGGCUAGAGAUUGUUAAAGGAUGUGCUCGAGUUCCUCUUGCUAUCAGAGUGGUAGGAAGUUUCUUAUAUGGUCAAGACAAGAGUAAGUGGCUAUCACUUGCGCAAAUACGAUUAGCCAACCUUAGAGAGAGUCAGAAUGACAUCAUGCCUAUAUUGAAGCUGAGUUAUCAUAAUCUCGAGUCUCCAUUGAAAAGUUGUUUCGGCUAUUGUGCAUUGUUUCCUAAGGAUCAUAAGAUAAGAAAGGAGAAGCUAAUAAGCCUUUGGAUGGCACAAGGCUAUAUUGUCCCUUUGGAUGAAGGUCAAAGCAUUGAAGAUGCUGCUGAGGAAUAUAUUUCAAUUUUAUUGCGAAGAUGUUUUUUUCAAGACGUAGAAAAAGAUGUAUAUGGUGAUAUUGUGAAUUUUAAGAUACAUGAUCUUAUGCACGAUGUUGCUCAAACAGUAACCAAAUUGGAGAUUUGUGCAACGGAUACCUUAGGCGGCAUCUUGGAUGAUACAUUUCGUCAUCUGUCAGUUACCAGAAGCAAAGUUGCAAGAUGUACAUUAUACAAGUCCCAUAUUCGAACAUAUCUUUGCGUUGGCCAGUGGCUUCAAGUUGUGAAUAUAGAGCAGUUCUUCACGGAGGCAUUAUUAGCCACUUGCUUUCACCUCAGGGCAUUGGAUUUGUCUCAUUCAAGUAUCAAAACGUUGCCAGAAUCAAUAGGUAAACUGUUGCAUUUGAGGUAUUUAGAUCUCUCAUGGAACUACAGACUUGAAGUGCUUCCAAAGUCAAUUACAAAGCUAUGUAAUCUACAAACCAUAAAGUUAAAUUAUUGCCUUCAAUUGAAAGAGUUGCCAAAAGAUUUGAGCAGGCUGGUGAAGCUUAGGACCUUAUUAACGUUGUCUAGUUGCCACAAGAUGACUUGUUUUCCCAAGAGGAUGGGUAAGUUGACUGGCCUUCACAGGCUUACUGAUUUUAUAGUCGGUGGUGAAGGGAGUCAUUCAACUACAAAACAAUGGUUUGAUGGACUGGAAGAUCUAAAGAUGAUGAACAACAUCAAAGGCUGUCUUGAUAUCUGGUUUAAGUGGCCUAAAAAUGUCAUUAAGAUAGACGAAAACAGAGCUGAAGGACAUUAUCUAAUGAGUAAGGAACAUCUCAAGGGCCUUACAUUUCAUUUCCAUCACAGGGUGGUUGAUGGAGAUGUGGAUACUGAGGAAGCAAGAAGAUUAAUGGAAGAGCUGCAACCACAUUCGAAUCUCAGGCGGUUAGAAGUAUGGGGGUACCGUGGUGUGAGAAUGCCAGGUUGGGAGCUGGAGUACCUGCCAUGUCUAGGAAACUUGCGACAUCUCAAAUUCCUUAGUCUUAACAGUUUGCUUAAGUUGGAGUACAUAAAACUAAGUUCAUCAGUUUUCAGUUCCACGCCUGAAUCAGAAUGUGCUGAAGGAGUGUUAAUCUUCCCUUCCUUGGAAUCCCUUGAGUUGUUUCAUUUGCCGAUGUUGAAAGGAUGGAGAGAUGAUCUUUUUCUCCUUGAAGAUAACAAAAACAUGCGAUUAUGUCUCUCUGGACUGAGGAUAGUGAAUUGCCCAGAGUUGACAUGUAUUCCGUUGUGUCUCAAGGUGGAGGAACUACGGUUAGAUAACUUCAAUAAAAGACUGAAAAUAUUUGAUCCUGAAAAUUCGAGUAAAAGUAGUACAUUAAGGAACGUGAAUAUAGACAAUGUGGUAUGGUUAAAUUCUCAGUCCAUGGUGGCUUUUGAGAGUCUUGAAAGCUUAACAAUUGAGGGGGAGCUGGAGAGCUUGGAAGAAGUAGAGGAGGUGGAAAGCUUGGAAGAAGUAGAGGAGGUGUUUCGCAACUGCUCGUUUUCUCUGGAAUACUUAGGAUUUUAUAAUUGUGACAAACUAAGGAGUAUUUCUGGAGGAUUAAAGCAUCUCAAUGCCUUAAAGGCAUUACGGAUAUGGAAUUGUCCUAAUGUGAGGCUAUCAGAGGAUGGCAGGCCAUGGCAAUACCUUCAUCACUCUCUCCUCACUUUGUCAUUUAUUAGUCUUCCACAGCUAGUGAGUCUGCCUGAUUGGAUGCAAUCCUUGGCUGCCCUCGAAUACCUUUAUAUUAAAGAUUGCAAAAGACUCUAA